AUGAACGUUAACGAAGAAAGUGAAAUACAAGAAGUUGUUCGCCUUUUAACCGAACAACCCAUCAUUGACUAUUCCAAAGUUAAAGACAUUUAUGAGGUUGCCAAAAAAUUGAGAGCGCGACUUCGACUUGCAUAUACUAAAAUAAAAUGGGGAUUACACAAAUGUGAUAUGGCAACAUGCGAAAGAAUGGUAGAACAGAAGUUACAAGAUUAUAAGAAUUUCCCUAACAAGAAAAGGGUGCACAUUCCAUUUCACGUUUCUCCUGUACCUCCAUCAAAAAAUGGGUUCACUGGUGAAAAGGCUAAAGCUGUUUACGAAAUACUUGAUUCAUUGACACAUAAACCAAAACCUAAUUCAAACAAAAUGAGACAUAAUUCUGUAGAUCCCUAUUUAAACCAAAUUCAACAAAAUUGUGAUGGUGCCUACACCACUAAUAACAACACUGAUCUUAACAGCAACAUCAACCUUAGCAACAAUAGUAUUUAUCUUAAUAGCUAUAAUAAUGUAAAUUUUAAUAACACUAAUACUAAUCUUGAUACCAACAACGUCAAUAUUAGCAAUCUUAAUCUUAAUAUCGAAAACAACAACAUUAGCAAUUUUAAUCCUAAUAGCAGGAACAUUUCCUAUAAUAAUAAUUAUUAUGAUCCAUGGAACUUAAACACUACGAAUCUUAGAUCGACAGCUUCUCCUUCCCGUAGAAGAAAAGCAGACUGGGAUGAUGCAAAUCUCAAACAAAAAGUUCAAAAAUCAAGUCCGUGCAAAGAAAAUUUUAAUUCGGUGUUGUCAUCACCAUCCUACAACAAACAAAAAGAGCCAAUUCAAUGUCCAGGAACUCCACCAAAUCAAAUUAUAUCUAUCAACGAAACGAAAACACCAGAUACUGCUUUCUCGUUAAGCGAAUAUUUGAACAUGUCACCAAUGUAA
Messenger RNA from Entrophospora sp. SA101, 924 nucleotides. The record is from the annotation of a GenBank genome assembly. NCBI's taxonomy places the organism in Eukaryota, Fungi, Glomeromycota, Glomeromycetes, Entrophosporales, Entrophosporaceae.